Abrus precatorius (Indian licorice) is the source of this 661-nucleotide messenger RNA. Its product is annotated as ferredoxin-thioredoxin reductase catalytic chain, chloroplastic. NCBI's taxonomy places the organism in Eukaryota, Viridiplantae, Streptophyta, Magnoliopsida, Fabales, Fabaceae. The record is from RefSeq and is a predicted model, not a curated record. The transcript is spliced from 6 exons. Gene Ontology annotation, molecular function: oxidoreductase activity, acting on iron-sulfur proteins as donors. The coding region runs from base 94 to 528 and encodes 144 amino acids.
AAGAGAUGUUAUUUGUUUUGGACAUUCUCACACAAUCUGGGAACCACACACAAACCAUUUGUUCCCUUUCAUUGCUCAGCGAAAUCUCCGGCAAUGACCUCUCAAGCUUCCACCUUCGCCGUCGCCAUUCCCUCCGUCGCCACCCCUUUCCGGCGCCGCCGCAAUCUCCCCCUCGUUCGGGCUCAAGCGGAACCUUCAGAUAAAUCAGUUGAAAUUAUGAGGAAGUUCUCAGAGCAAUACGCUCGUAAGUCAGGAACAUAUUUUUGUGUUGACAAGGGAGUCACUUCUGUUGUUAUUAAGGGGUUGGCUGACCAUAAAGAUACGUUGGGUGCACCACUGUGCCCUUGCCGGCAUUACGAUGAUAAAGCUGCUGAGGCUGCACAAGGAUUUUGGAAUUGCCCAUGUGUUCCCAUGAGAGAGAGGAAGGAAUGCCACUGCAUGCUAUUUCUCACUCCUGAUAACGAUUUUGCUGGCAAGGAACAGGCCAUCACCUUGGAUGAAAUUAAAGAAGCAACAGCCAAUAUGUAACACAUAGGUUACUGUGUAUCAAGUUGCUUGUUAGUUGUUCUAGGCUGUAUCUUUGGGAAUACAAGUAAAAGAAAGGUGUAACGAUACGUAGGUAAUAUAUUUGUAUUUACCGAAAAUAACAUCUGAUUUUUGU